CUAAAAUUUUGAAUCAACCAUUUUAGAGAUUUUGAGAUUUCUAUUUCUAAUUCCUGUCUUUAAAAGAUCAAAAAUCAAUAAAUUACAAGAAAAAAAUUAUCUAUAAAGAAAAGAAAACCACAUAUAUGAAAAAUAUGCCGGUUGAGUUAAAUAGUUUAACUGAAGGAUGGCUCGAAUUAGAAAGUGAUCCUGGCUUGUUUACUUUGCUAUUGGAAGAUUUUGGUGUAAAAGGAGUUCAAGUGGAGGAAAUUUAUGACUUACAUAAACCUUUAGAAAGUCCUGUAUAUGGAUUUAUAUUUUUAUUCAGAUGGAUAGAAGAAAGACGUUCGCGUCGAAAAUUUGUCGAACAAAUUGAAAGCUUUGUACGUGAUGAGGAGACCAUCAACAAUAUAUUUUUUGCACAACAGAUGGUCCCGAACAGUUGCGCCACUCAUGCGCUCCUUUCAAUUUUGUUAAACUGUCCCAAUCUUCACUUAGGGGAAACCCUAAGUAGACUAAAGCACCAUACAUUAGGUAUGAAUCCAGAAAAUAAAGGUUGGGCGAUAGGCAACACCCCUGAGUUAGCUUGUGCACAUAACUCUCAUGCUAUCCCUCAAGCAAGGAAAAAGGCUGAUAAAAAUGCUGGAGUCUCCACUGGACGAUUUACAGGUGAGGCGUACCAUUUUGUGAGCUUUGUGCCAAUCAAUGGUCAUCUGUUUGAGUUGGAUGGGCUGAAGCCAUAUCCCACAGACCAUGGACCCUGGGCUAGCGAUGAGGAUUGGACAGAUAAAUUUCGAAGAGUGAUGGCGGAGAGACUUGGCAGAGAUGCUGGGGAGCAGGUGCAUGAUAUCAGAUUCAACUUAAUGGCUGUUGUUCCCGAUAGACGAAUAGCUCUGACACAGAAGUUACAAUCACUUGAAAUGAACCAGAAAAGAGUGAAGGAAGCGAUUUCAAAAAUAAGCAAACAUUUACGACAUUUAUUGAACAAAAACAGAGAGUUGAAUGAAGAUGCUGCAUCUCAAGUUAGCAGUGAUAGCUCCUUGAUAGAUACAAUACAGAUAACGGAAGAGGCAAUACUAAAUGCCAUUGAAUCAUCACAGGCUCAAACAUUUGAUAUUGAUUAUACACAUCCCAUCACUAUUGAAAUUGGAGCUUCAGAUAGACCACAGCAGGAUAAUAGCUUGGCAUUGGUUGAUCCAGUAGAACAAGGAGACACUGUUAAGUUUGUAACUUUGAACAGAGAGUGUCAUAUCUUGGAUGAUAUAUAUCCAACAUCUACAUCAGCGCUGGUACGCAGUAACGACAUGGCAGUACUGGUGUAUUGUGAGGGCGCUGUGGCAGAGCAGCCCUUCCGGCUCAAGAAGCUGUUGCUCACACAGCCUGAACUGGCGCUGCUCAUGGCUAACAUAGUUGCUGAAGUGCAAGCUUGUCAGCAGGCCCUCAAUGAUGAGAAUGACAAGCGGGAUAUGUAUAAGGUGGACGACUGCCGGCGCACGCAUAACUAUGACGAGUUCAUCUGUACGUUCCUAUCGAUGUUGGCGGAGCGCGGCGCCCUCGCCGAGCUGGUGGCGGCACAGUUAGAGCGCGGUCGCAGCACGCGCGCUCGACGCCGUCGCCCUCGACCCCGCCCGCGAGCUCGGCCAAGACCACGCCCACGAGGACGCAAGUGACAUCUAGUGCAGUGAUAGUGCUAGUGAUAUGUGAUGUGUGCAGUGCGGUGCCAUCCUGACAUGUGUCGCAGCACAAGGCAGGGAUAUAAGGAUUAAGGUCGGAGAUUAUGGUAUAAUUUGUCUUUGGCUUUCAUAAUUUUUCUUUAAUUUUAUGAUAUAAUGCAUGCCAGUAUGACAUUCUUCUAUUGCUUAAUCUCCGAGAUUGGUUGAGUAUUAAAUUAUUAUAGGAAUCUAAAUAAAACAAUAUAUAAAAACGAAUGUUUUAUUAGUGUCUACGAACAGCGCCGUAUUUACAUUGUGGUUAUAUUGUUAAAGAAAUGUAACAACAACAUUAACAAUAUUGUAUGCAUGCACAUGCCACCGUGGUCCAUAACAAGACCUCGCAUGCGAUACUGCGUGACAUGCGUAUAAACUGCGCUUCUUACAACAUAACCUCUCCACUGAAUUAUAACACUAUGGUAAAUUAACAAACUCAAAAGUCAAUAGCCCUCUUGUUUUAAUGGUUUUGGAAUAACAUAAAAGCAAAUUCAGAUGAAAUUUAAUAUAAAAUUAUAUAGAUUAAGGGCAAUUGACUUAACUAGAAAUACAAUUGAACACAAUAUGUAAGUAAAGUCUGUUAAAAUCUGGAACAACUAUUAUUUACUCAGAUACAAAGUGAGGAAAAUAAUGAAUAACAAUCAUAUUACAUUUUAGGAAAAAAUUGUGAUAAAUACUCAUCAAUAAGUUGCAUGGGGUGGAAAAUUUUGUUAAGAAAUAGUGUUGCAGAUUCAAGAAAAUUAUUAAUAGUUCUAAUAAGAUAUAACCAAGUUUUGCAAAUGAAUUAAUUCCAGUAGAGUAAUAACUUUAAAAGAUAUUUUAUAGUAUUAGAAUAUCCAAAUUUUGUACUACUGAAAUCCUACUCUGUAUCUGCAUUAUUAAAAUACAAUAGCACCUUGUAAUUAAGGCAUAUAAUAACAAAAACAACAAAUUCUCUACCUUUAUUUUCCAUAACAGAUUAACAUGGCUAAUCUAUUUGCAUCAAAAUCGUACGAAAUACAUGGCAAUUUAACAUUCAACAGUGAAAUUUAAUU
Molecule: messenger RNA, 2719 nt
Organism: Papilio xuthus (Asian swallowtail)
Lineage: Eukaryota; Metazoa; Arthropoda; Insecta; Lepidoptera; Papilionidae
Gene: calypso
Product: ubiquitin carboxyl-terminal hydrolase calypso
Exons: 8
Coding region: 126-1649 (507 amino acids)
Biological process (GO): ubiquitin-dependent protein catabolic process; protein deubiquitination
Cellular component (GO): cytoplasm
Molecular function (GO): cysteine-type deubiquitinase activity
Source: RefSeq, a predicted model, not a curated record